Molecule: messenger RNA, 2820 nt
Organism: Rubroshorea leprosula
Lineage: Eukaryota; Viridiplantae; Streptophyta; Magnoliopsida; Malvales; Dipterocarpaceae
Source: the annotation of a GenBank genome assembly
GCUGCUACAGAUUUGCUGCUGCUGCUAGAGAUCUGCUAUUGAAACUGCUGUCGAUCUGCUGCUGGAGCCUGGAGUUGCUGUCAAUCUGCUGCUGAAGCCUAGAGUUGCUGUCGAAGCUGCAGUAUCCCAUCAUCCUCACUCACUAUAUGUUUGAUGCACACCUCAUUAAUUUUUACUUAUUUUUUAUGUAAAAAAUAUGUAUUUUGAUGUUAAUUGGCGAGGAAUGGGGAUCCCCGCGGGAAUCCCCGUUCCCUGCAGGGAAUGGGGAUGGGGGGCAAAAUUUGCCCCUCGUCAAAAAUCCCCUCGGGGAUCCCCGUCCCCGUCAUUUGCGGGGACGAGGAUGGGGAAGGAGUCCCCGACCCCGCGGGGCCCCGUUGACAUCCCUACCUGUGACCCUAGCACUUGGUUAAGCCUUCUGUCCUGUGCGAUUAAGACGGCCCCAAAAUGGCGUGGGCGCCCAAGGGGUGGUCGUAAGGAUCAGGGCACUCCUCCGAUCCCAGAUGCUAGUCCCCCUGCCCAAGCUGCUCCACAAGAGGGAAGGACGAGUAAUCCUCAGAUAGCCACUUUUGUUCAGGAACUUAUGGCAAAGAUAAGACGCCAAGCAUCUCCUACCACAAGUGUGCCACCUCCAUCCCCAGUGGUUUCCACUCCUACGACCCCUGCUCCAAUUUCCCCUGUUCCUAUUUCUUUUGCUCUUGCGGUGUCUAGCUGGAAGGUCUAUACAGAAUUCCAGAAGCUGGUGACCAAGAGAUUCGAUGGUACCGCGGGUUUUGAGCAGGUGGGUUAUAUGCUUACUAGUGAAGCAUUAACUUGGUGGGAGAAUUAUCUGAAGCUACACCAAGGAGAGCUUGAAUUGAGCACCUGGGAUGGCUUUAAAAAGGUGUUCAUGCAAGAGUACAUACCAGAUAGCAAAAGGUGGGAACUGCAAAGGGAAUUUUCAGAUCUAAAUUUAGGGUCGGGUACUGUUGAGCAAUACAAGAAGGAGUUUGACCGCUAUCUGCCUUUUGUGGGUAGUCAGGUUGGGGAUGAGCUAGCCAAGGCUGAUAAAUUUUUAUGGGGCUUGAAUCGCGAUAUUUAUCUAACAGUGAAUCAAUUCAAACCCGCCACUUAUAGAGAGGCUGCGGACAGAGCCAUAGAUCAAGAAAAGGCUAUGGCUAGAGUCAAGUCCUCAAGACAGCACAAUGCUAGGUCAUCCCUUGGGAAGAGAAAAUUUGAUGGGAGCCGUAGGUCCCUUGUCCUUGCACCACCUAAGUCUGAGGUCAACAAGGGUUCUAAAGGGCUAGGAGCCACCAAGAUUGCACACCCAAGAUCAGUGCCACACCGUUACUGGGGCUUGCUUCAAAUGUGGCAAGCAGGGACAUCGGAUUGCAAAUUGUCCACUGCUAGACCCCAAAGCUCAGAGUACUCAACCUACCUCUCCGUAGAGUUCUACCAGUCAAGGGGCACAGAAACAGAGUACCGGGGUACCUUACCUGUUAACUCUGAUUAUGCACAUGUUUUAUUUGAUUCGGGUGCAUCGCACUCCUUUAUUGCCCGAUCUUAUGCUUUGAAACGAGCUUUGCCUAUUGAUACCUCUGAUCUUAAACUGCAUGUGGACACCCCUUUAGGAGGGGUGAUGACUACUAGGGAGGUGUGUAGGACUGUGGAUACUUACAUGGAUGGUAGACAGUUGAGUGCUAGCUUGUUUGUUUUAGAUAUCUCUGAUUUUGAUAUCAUUUUGGGGAUGGAUUGGUUGUCAAAACAUUUUGCCUCUAUAGAUUGCCAUCGGAAAUGGGUAAUUUUUAAUAUCCCUGGUGAGCCAGAAUUUAGUUUCCAAGGCAGUGGUUCUUUUGCUCCACCCAUGCUAAUAUCUGCCUUGCAGGCUCAAAAAUAUCUUGUAAAUGGUUGCCAGGGUUUCCUAGUUUCCGUCACUGAUGCUAGAAGUGUGACAUCGAGACUAGAAGACAUACCGGUGGUGCGUGAGUUUCCAAAUGUAUUUUCGAAGGAUCUCCCAGGUUUACCUCCGGAUAGGGAGCUUGAAUUUGCUAUUGACCUUGUUCCUGGCACCGGACCUUUUUCCAAAGCACCAUACCGUAUGGCUCCUGUAGAAUUGGAGUUAAAGGUCCAGCUGGAGGAACUCCUUGAAAAAGGGUUUAUACACCUUAGUGUGUCACCUUGGGGAGCUCCAGUGUUGUUCGUUAAGAAGAAGGAUGGGAGCAUGAGGCUAUGCAUUGAUUACCGGGAAUUGAAUAAGUUGAAGAUUAAACCUGAUGAUGUGCCAAAGACUGCCUUCCGUACCCGUUAUGGUCAUUAUGAAUUCAUACUCAUGCCAUUUGGCUUGACAAAUGCCCCUGCCAGAUUUAUGGAUUUGAUGAAUCGGGUGUUUAGUAAGUACCUAGAUAAGUUUGUGGUUGUCUUCAUUGAUGACAUCCUGAUCUACUCUUCUAGCCAUACUCUUCAUGAAAAGCACUUAAGGACAGUCCUCGAGACAUUGAGAAGUGAGAAGCUGUUUGCUAAAUUUAAGAAGUGUGAAUUUUGGCUAGACAAUGUUGCAUUCCUAAGUCACGUUGUCACUAAGGAUGGAAUCUCGUUAAAGCCUUAUGAAGAAAAUUACCCUACCCAUGAUCUGGAAUUGGCAGCUGUGAUAUUUGCACUCAAGAUCUAGAGGCAUUAUCUGUAUGGUGAGACUUGUGAAAUCUUCAUCGAUCACAAGAGCCUUAAGUAUAUUUUCACUCAAAAGGAGCUUAAUAUGAGGCAGAGGUGAUGGCUUGAACUUUUAAAGGACUAUGACUUGACCAUUAGCUACCAUUCGAGCAAAGCUAACAAAGUAGCAGAUGCGUU